AUGAAAGGUCUUCUAACAGCCUCAUCGGCUGCCCUCUCUCUAGCUGGUGGUGCUGUUUCCAGCCCAGUCACCCCUCGGUCAGACCUCCUCUUCUUCAAGCCCCUGACGGUUACAUCGAACUCGGUACACAACGUCCAUGUCAGCUACGGAGAAGAUGACUUUGAGGGCGAGGUCCGCCUGGUAUAUGGCGAUUGCGACAUGAAGAGCCAUGCGGAUGGCCAUCACGAUGUGGCAUCGCACUACAUCAAGCGAUCAGGCCGUCCCGAGCGAUUUGUCUGGAUCGUACCGGACGACGCUGUUCACGGCGGAUGUCUACAUGCUUACUCGGGGUCCGCAUUGAUCGGUCGCUCAGCGCCUAUCAGAAUCCACCAUCCACCAAAGAAGCGGGAAGAGAUCUCAGACGUAGCCGAUGCGAUGGGUCCUUGGUUCGACGGUGUUGCAUACAUGCAGGCAAAGCAGAACAACGCCUCAUACGUCGCAGUUGAGAAGAGCAAGAAGAUCGCCAUCAUCGGAGGAGGCAUGUCUGGCUUGAUGACAAGUCUUCUCCUCGAUUCGGUAGGCAUCCACGAUUGGCACAUCACCGAAUCGUCACAGCGUAUCGGUGGACGUAUUCGAACAAAAUACCUUGCCGGCAGCACACCUGAGCAAUAUCAGUAUCAGGAGAUGGGCCCUAUGCGAUUUCCUGUCUCAACCACUUACCCAGAUACGAACGAGACGUUAGAGAUUCAAGAUCACAAGAUGGUUUUCCAGCUCGGUGAUGUCCUCAACCAAAUGAACGGAGGCAACACUAGUAGUCUUGCUGUCAACUUCAUUCCCUGGAUCCAAUCAAGCCCAAAUGUGCCCGGCAACUCGAACGGUUUCCGUCUGCCGAACGGACGCAUUCCUAGCGCAACUCAGAUCAAGAACAACGCGACAGCCUACACGCUACCUGCGGCUGAAGGUCCGGACGAAGAGACUGUGGAGCACGUUGAAGAAGCGCUUGAUGACUUCAUUGGGUACGAUCGGGAGGCCGCACGCAAAAUCUCCACCAACGUCUACAAAGCUCACAAAGACGCUGUAGAGAAAGGCUUGUUCCAUUGGUCUGAGGCAGCGUACAUGAAGUAUGCGCUCAACGCAAGCGACGAUGUCGUCGACUACGUUACUGGCCUCGAAAACGCACCAAUUUGGGAAUACGACACGGCAUACUUCAGUGCCACGACUUGGCGAACGAUCGAUAAGGGUCUUGAGUCGCUUCCCCGCGCCUUCUACCCUCAUGUUCAGGACCGUCUGACGCUGGGCCGCAAGGUGACUGGCCUCAAGCACGACGAGAGCACCGGCAAGAUUGCGGUGCAAUGGCGCCAGGAUCCUCUUGCAAUGGAGCCGGAGAGCGAGGAGUACGACUAUGCGGUCGUCGCGGUACCAUUCUCGAAAGUUAGACUCUGGGAUCUUCCUGAGUAUUCUUCACUCUUGUCGCGUGCCAUCAGCGAGAUGAACUACUCGCCGUCGUGCAAGGUCUCUCUACACUACAAGACACGUUUUUGGGAGAAGCUUUCACCACCCAUCAUCGGUGGCUGCGGCUCGGUCGAUAUUGCAGGCAUCGGCAGCGUCUGUUACCCUGCGUACCAGAUCAAUUCAACCGGCCCCGGCGUCAUUCUAGGAUCGUACGUUUCCGGUACCCUAGCUCGCUCAGUUGGUGCGCUCAGCACGACUGACCACGUGGCCAUGGUCCAGCGGGCGAUGGUAGAGGUCCAUGGUGAAGUGGCUGCGGAGCAGUGGACUGGUGCAUACGAGCGCCAGUGCUGGGAGUUCGACGAGCACCAGGCUGGUGCGUGGGCAUCCCCAUUCGUUGGCCAGCAGGAUCUGUUCCUGCCUGCCUACUAUAAGACCGAGCACCAGUCCAUCUUCAUCGGAGAGCACACAAGUUACACACACGCUUGGAUCUUCUCAGCGCUCGACUCAGCCGUGCGUGGCACUUCCCAAUUGCUGUUAGAUAUGGGUCUGGUCGAUGAGGCGAAGCAGAUCGUGGAUACGUGGAUGGGAAGGUGGAUAUCCAUCUGA
Alternaria burnsii is the source of this 2037-nucleotide messenger RNA. RefSeq names its product l-amino-acid oxidase precursor. The record is from RefSeq and is a predicted model, not a curated record. Gene Ontology annotation, molecular function: L-amino-acid oxidase activity; polyamine oxidase activity. The transcript has a single exon. Gene Ontology annotation, biological process: amino acid catabolic process. Bases 1 to 2037 code for a protein of 678 amino acids. NCBI's taxonomy places the organism in Eukaryota, Fungi, Ascomycota, Dothideomycetes, Pleosporales, Pleosporaceae.